Messenger RNA from Closterium sp. Yama58-4, 540 nucleotides. The record is from the annotation of a GenBank genome assembly. Lineage: Eukaryota; Viridiplantae; Streptophyta; Zygnematophyceae; Desmidiales; Closteriaceae.
AUGGGUGAAGGGAGGGGUCAUUCCCUCCCUCCCUCCCCUCCCUUGCCUCCCUUUCUCUCUCUUCCCUCCACUCCUUCCUGCAUUCUCUCUCUUCCCUUCCUCCACCGGUCCCGUCCGUCCGUCCCGUCCGUCUCUCCCUCCCUCCUUCCUCCCUCCUUCCUCCCCCCCUCCCUUCCCUCCCAUCCCUUCUCUCUGUAUCCUCCUAUCCCCCUAUCCCUCCUAUCCCUCUUCUCUUCCCUCUGCUCCCUUCUCUCCUUCCCCUCCCUUCUCUCUCCCUCUUCCCUCCCCUCCCUUCUCUCUCUUCCCUCCUCCCCUCUCUCUCUCCCUCCCCUCCCUUCCCCUCUCUCCAUCCCCCCCUCCCCCCCCUCCCUCCUCCCCUCUCUUCCCUCCCUCCCUCCCUCCCCUCCCUUCUCCUCCCUCCCUCCCUCCGUCCCCUCCCUUCCUCUCCCUCCCUCCCCUCCCUCCCUCCCCUCCCACCCUCCCUCCCCUCCCUCCCUCCCCUCUCUCCCCUCCCACCCUCCCUCCCCUACUUUCCCUUGA